UUUGGUUUUCCUGUUGACAUGGGAGCAGCCUGGUUGCAUGGUGUCUGCAACGAGAAUCCAUUGGCAUCUUGGAUUGGAAGACUUGGUCUACCAAUUUAUCGAACUUCUGGUGACAAUUCUGUCUUGUAUGAUCAUGACUUGGAGAGCUACGCACUCUUUGAUGGUGAUGGACAUCAAGUGCCUCAAGAUCUAGUGGAAAAAGUUGGUAAGGUGUUUGAAACCAUUCUGGAAGAGGCUAACAAACUCAGGUGGAGUUUGAAGGAUUAGGAGAAUUAAGAAGCAAGGAUGAAGAAG
Zingiber officinale is the source of this 294-nucleotide messenger RNA. RefSeq names its product polyamine oxidase 3-like. Gene Ontology annotation, molecular function: oxidoreductase activity. NCBI's taxonomy places the organism in Eukaryota, Viridiplantae, Streptophyta, Magnoliopsida, Zingiberales, Zingiberaceae. The record is from RefSeq and is a predicted model, not a curated record. The transcript has 5 exons. The coding region runs from base 19 to 267 and encodes 82 amino acids.